CAGGCGCAGACGGCGUUGGUUCAAGAAGACCUUCAGCGUUGCCUUGGUGGAGCGGGACGGGCCCACCCUCGGGUUGUAGAUAUGUGUAACACACCAACUUACUGCGACCUAGGAAAGGCUGCCAAGGAUGUCUUUAACAAAGGGUAUGGGUUUGGCAUGGUCAAAAUAGAUCUGAGAACCAAGUCUUGUAGUGGAGUGGAAUUUUCUACUUCAGGUCAUGCUUAUACUGACACAGGGAAAGCAUCAGGCAACCUAGAGACCAAAUACAAGAUCUGUAACUAUGGGCUCACCUUCACCCAAAAAUGGAAUACAGACAAUACUCUUGGGACAGAGAUCUCGUGGGAGAAUAAGUUGGCUGACGGGUUGAAACUGACUCUUGAUACCAUAUUUGUACCAAACACAGGAAAGAAGAGUGGGAAGUUAAAGGCGUCCUAUAAACGGGAUUGCUUCAGCCUGGGCAGUAGUGUGGACAUAGAUUUCUCUGGCCCUACCAUCUAUGGCUGGGCUGUGCUGGCCUUUGAAGGCUGGCUGGCCGGAUAUCAGAUGAGCUUUGACACAGCCAAGUCCAAACUGUCCCAGAACAACUUUGCCCUUGGCUACAAGGCUGCAGACUUCCAGCUGCAUACCCAUGUGAAUGACGGUACUGAUUUUGGAGGCUCUAUCUACCAGAAAGUUAAUGACAAGGUUGAGACAUCAAUAAACCUGGCAUGGACAGCUGGCAGCAACAACACUCGCUUUGGCAUCGCUGCUAAAUAUAAGCUGGAUUGUAGAACUUCUCUGUCUGCCAAAGUAAACAAUGCCAGUUUAAUUGGACUCGGUUAUACACAGACCCUCCGAGCAGGAGUCAAAUUGACUCUGUCAGCUUUAAUAGAUGGAAAGAACUUCAAUGCAGGAGGUCACAAGGUGGGAUUGGGAUUUGAACUGGAAGCUUAAUGUGAUUUGAGUAGCGCAUCAUUUGUCCCUGGAAAUGAAGAGAAAUAAACCCACUAUGUUUUGGCCUUUAAAUUCUGUGAAAUUUCAAAAGUGUGAACUUUAUAUUCUUCCAAAGAAUUGUAAUCCUUCCUACACUGAAGUCUAGAGAUUACAAAUCCAUCCUAUGGGAGGCCCUUGAAGGCAUGCCUGGAAAUUUUCA
Molecule: messenger RNA, 1132 nt
Organism: Psammomys obesus (fat sand rat)
Lineage: Eukaryota; Metazoa; Chordata; Mammalia; Rodentia; Muridae
Product: voltage-dependent anion-selective channel protein 3-like
Exons: 1
Coding region: 82-933 (283 amino acids)
Biological process (GO): monoatomic anion transmembrane transport
Cellular component (GO): mitochondrial outer membrane
Molecular function (GO): voltage-gated monoatomic anion channel activity
Source: RefSeq, a predicted model, not a curated record